AUGGAGGUGCAGUGGGAGGAGGUACAGUGGGAGGAGGUGGAGUGGAUGGAGGUGGAGUGGGAGGAGGUACAGUGGGAGGAGGUGGAGUCGAUGGAGGUGCAGUGGGAGGAGGUGGAGUGGAUGGAGGUGGAGUGGAUGGAGGUGCAGUGGGAGGAGGUACAGUGGGAGGAGGUGGAGUCGAUGGAGGUGCAGUGGGAGGAGGUGCAGUGGAUGGAGGUGCAGUGGAUGGAGGUGCAGUGGGAGGAGGUGGAGUGGAUGGAGGUGGAGUGGGAGGAGGUGGAGUGGAUGGAGGUGGAGUGGGAGGAGGUGGAGUGGAUGGAGGUGCAGUGGGAGGAGGUGCAGUGGAUGGAGGUGCAGUGGAUGGAGGUGCAGUGGGAGGAGGUGGAGUGGGAGGAGGUGCAGUGGGAGGAGGUGCAGUGGAUGGAGGUGCAGUGGGAGGAGGUGCAGUGGGAGGAGGUGGAGUGGAUGGAGGUGGAGUGGGAGGAGGUGCAGUGGGAGGAGGUACAGUGGGAGGAGGUGGAGUGGAUGGAGGUGGAGUGGGAGGAGGUGGAGUGGGAGGAGGUGCAGUGGGAGGAGGUACAGUGGGAGGAGGUGGAGUGGAUGGAGGUGGAGUGGAUGGAGGUGGAGUUGGAGGAGGUGCAGUGGGAGGAGUGGGAGGAGGUGGAGUGGGAGGAGGUGGAGUGGGAGGAGGUGCAGUGGGAGGAGGUGCAGUGGGAGGAGGUGGAGUGGAUGGAGGUGCAGUGGGAGGAGGUGCAGUGGGAGGAGGUGCAGUGGGAGGAGGUGGAGUGGAUGGAGGUGAGGUGGGAGGAGGUGCAGUGGAUGGAGGUGCAGUGGGAGGAGGUGGAGUGGAUGGAGGUGGAGUGGAUGGAGGUGGAGUGGGAGGAGGUGCAGUGGGAGGAGGUGCAGUGGAUGGAGGUGCAGUGGGAGGAGGUGGAGUGGAUGGAGGUGGAGUGGGAGGAGGUGCAGUGGGAGGAGGUGGAGUGGAUGGAGGUGGAGUGGGAGGAGGUGGAGUGGGAGGAGGUGCAGUGGGAGGAGGUACAGUGGGAGGAGGUAGAGUGGAUGGAGGUGCAGUGGGAGGAGGUGCAGUGGGAGGAGGUGGAGUGGAUGGAGGUGGAGUGGAUGGAGGUGGAGUGGGAGGAGGUGCAGUGGGAGGAGGUGCAGUGGAUGGAGGUGCAGUGGGAGGAGGUACAGUGGGAGGAGGUGGAGUGGAUGGAGGUGGAGUGGGAGGAGGUGCAGUGGGAGGAGGUACAGUGGGAGGAGGUGGAGUGGAUGGAGGUGGAGUGGGAGGAGGUGGAGUGGGAGGAGGUGCAGUGGGAGGAGGUACAGUGGGAGGAGGUAGAGUGGAUGGAGGUGCAGUGGGAGGAGGUGCAGGGGGAGGAGGUGGAGUGGAUGGAGGUGGAGUGGGAGGAGGUGCAGUGGGAGGAGGUACAGUGGGAGGAGGUGGAGUGGAUGGAGGUGGAGUGGGAGGAGGUGGAGUGGGAGGAGGUGGAGUCGAUGGAGGUGCAGUGGGAGGAGGUGCAGUGGGAGGAGGUGCAGUGGGAGGAGGUGGAGUGGAUGGAGGUGCAGUGGGAGGAGGUGCAGUGGGAGGAGGUGCAGUGGGAGGAGGUGGAGUGGAUGGAGGUGAGGUGGGAGGAGGUGCAGUGGAUGGAGGUGCAGUGGGAGGAGGUGGAGUGGAUGGAGGUGGAGUGGAUGGAGGUGGAGUGGGAGGAGGUGCAGUGGGAGGAGGUGCAGUGGAUGGAGGUGCAGUGGGAGGAGUGGGAGGAGGUACAGUGGGAGGAGGUGGAGUGGAUGGAGGUGCAGUGGGAGGAGGUGCAGUGGGAGGAGGUGCAGUGGGAGGAGGUGGAGUGGAUGGAGGUGCAGUGGAUGGAGGUGCAGUGGGAGGAGGUGCAGGGGGAGGAGGUGGAGUGGAUGGAGGUGGAGUGGGAGGAGGUGCAGUGGGAGGAGGUACAGUGGGAGGAGGUGGAGUGGAUGGAGGUGGAGUGGGAGGAGGUGGAGUGGGAGGAGGUGGAGUCGAUGGAGGUGCAGUGGGAGGAGGUGCAGUGGGAGGAGGUGCAGUGGGAGGAGGUGGAGUGGAUGGAGGUGCAGUGGGAGGAGGUGCAGUGGGAGGAGGUGCAGUGGGAGGAGGUGGAGUGGAUGGAGGUGAGGUGGGAGGAGGUGCAGUGGAUGGAGGUGCAGUGGGAGGAGGUGGAGUGGAUGGAGGUGGAGUGGAUGGAGGUGGAGUGGGAGGAGGUGCAGUGGAUGGAGGUGCAGUGGGAGGAGGUACAGUGGGAGGAGGUGGAGUGGAUGGAGGUGGAGUGGGAGGAGGUGCAGUGGGAGGAGGUACAGUGGGAGGAGGUGGAGUGGAUGGAGGUGCAGUGGGAGGAGGUGCAGUGGGAGGAGGUGCAGUGGGAGGAGGUGGAGUGGAUGGAGGUGCAGUGGAUGGAGGUGCAGUGGGAGGAGGUGCAGGGGGAGGAGGUGGAGUGGAUGGAGGUGGAGUGGGAGGAGGUGCAGUGGGAGGAGGUACAGUGGGAGGAGGUGGAGUGGAUGGAGGUGGAGUGGGAGGAGGUGGAGUGGGAGGAGGUGCAGUGGGAGGAGGUACAGUGGGAGGAGGUAGAGUGGAUGGAGGUGCAGUGGGAGGAGGUGCAGGGGGAGGAGGUAGAGUGGGAGGAGGUGCAGUGGGAGGAGGUGCAGUGA
This is a messenger RNA of Knipowitschia caucasica, 2673 nucleotides long. The record is from the annotation of a GenBank genome assembly. Lineage: Eukaryota; Metazoa; Chordata; Actinopteri; Gobiiformes; Gobiidae.